Messenger RNA from Aspergillus lentulus, 1518 nucleotides. The record is from RefSeq and is a predicted model, not a curated record. NCBI's taxonomy places the organism in Eukaryota, Fungi, Ascomycota, Eurotiomycetes, Eurotiales, Aspergillaceae.
AUGCACGCGCUUCACCCGCCAUCUACACCGGCCAUAGAGGACAGGAGCGGUGAACUGGCGGACAGGAAGGGUAAUAUAGCUUCUCUUAAAGCGAUGCUCCGCGUGCUCGUCGGUCCGGAUCACUCCAAAACAUGUUUGAUGUUCGAGAAGAACCCCGAGUCUACUGAUCCCGAUCCCGCCAGUUACCUCUUUGAGAACCGUGGACAUCUCCCCCAGGCAAAGCCCUGCGAUCAGCAGUCUGAGCUGUGCUCUAGAAAGAUCAUCAGCCGCGUUCAGUCCUGGACAAACCAGUGCACCGGAGUCGCUGAAGGACAGUCCGAGGCUAUUAUUGACUCCUCAAACAGGUUGCCAAUGGCCGACGAACAAACGAUAAAACCAGACGUUUGCGCCUGGUCAGAUGUCCUGACGUCUUUUGAGCCUGGGCAUGGACUCUCUCCUGACUACUAUACUUGCCUCACCAAUAUCCAAACUUCGCAUCGACCUAGACAGCCUGAGGAAUGCAUCACUGGUUCUGAAAAUCACGAACAACAUGACGAGCUCAAGGUCAAUGCUCCUGUACAAGAAAGUGCUUUCUGUGAGGAAAGGACCAAGCCCGGCAACUAUCCUUGCGGCCAGGUGCACCCCAUUCCUAGGCCAAGUCUGUACAUGGCUGCGGACCCCUUCGGUUCGUUCUCAGAGACCAACACCACAUCAGAUACAAUAUCACCUUCUGCCUCGCAAGAGAGUCUAGCGGACUCGUUUGGACACGGUUUCCGCAAGGCGCACUGUCCGUAUAGUCACACUGGGGGCGCUAUGAUAUUCCAGAACCAUGUCUCGCCGGGGAGCUCUGUGGCCACAACCGACGAUCCUUAUACUCCUAUCGCCGGCACAUGCAGUGCCACCACGCCUCUCCACUGGUCCAGUAGCGGACAGAUGAUGCCAUGGGAGAUGCAGAGUCCAGAAUUUGAGUACCGAAACAGCUACUUUUCUCAACUACAUCAUCACGGUGGUCGGGUUGAAGCGAUUCCUCGCAACGCCGCACUGGACGCCUGUCACGGUCUACCUUCUGUAGACUGCAGCCAGCACUACCCUCAGCAACCACCAUUUGUCCUGCACCCCUUCACCCCUCGCGAAUACAACUCAACAAGCAUCAAGGACCGAAGUGUAGUCGACGAGGGACAUUGCCAGUUGACAUUUACCAACGACGAGCUCACGUACCCUCAGCACCGGUACGAAAUCGUCGAAUCUGCGCAUUCGACAAUCGCCAGCAACGGAGCCCUGGGUCGUCGAGGACGAGCAAGCAGCAGGUCAAUCUCAUGCCACAACGAGGCCCGAAAUGCAUUCUUGAUAGAGUGCAAACGCCGCGGAUUGUCAUACAAGGAUAUCAAGAGGCUCGGGGGAUUCGAGGAAGCAGAGUCCACUCUCCGUGGCAGAUUCCGGACCCUCACAAAGUCCAAGGAGCAGAGGGUGAGGAAACCCCAGUGGAAGGACAAAGAUGUGAGUGACAGGAUUCCAAGGGUCUCUUUCGUCCUCAGCUAA